UGGCCACUGUGACCAGAGACAAUAUUCGUAAUCUGGCAAAUUCUGCUUUUCGUUUGUAGGUUAUGUUUAGUGGUGAAUUGUCAAAUUUAGUGUUAAAUAUUUUCUUGGAAAUCUUAUAGAUAUGGAGUGGACUAAACCCGAACGUUUUACUUAUUAGUAAUCGUGAGAUUUUGAUCCCCAUUGAAUUGGAUAUGAAAUUGUAAUCGUUUCGUCAUAAUGGCUGUGUAGAUUGCCGUGUCGCUUGACAUUGAGAUGUGAAUCCGAAAGUUGAUACGCAUUUUUCGAUAGGAAAGCUAUCUUCGUUGUGAGCGUACAAUAGUUCUUAUGCAUCACGAAUGAUACCAGUACACAACUCUGAGUACACCAAUUAUAUCAAGAUGACGUCGAGUCAACUGUCCGUUAUUAAACUUUACAAUACCGUAGUAGAUGACGUUAUAGCCGGAGUGCGGGACUGUUUCUUAGAUGACGGUGUGGAUGAGCAAGUGCUGCAAGAGUUAAAACAGUUAUGGAAGACCAAAUUAACCGACAGUGGCGCGUUGGACCCGCCUCCAUUGGAACCGGCGAUGCCACCGCCACCAGUGUUACAAAAUUUUCAAAAAGCAAAUGGGAGUAAUGCGAUACAAAAACGUAUUCCGGAUGCGCAUAUGGCGCAGAGCUCGAGCCAUCAAAGUUCAGGCGCGGAGCAUGGAGCACCAGGCCCCAACUUGGCCGGCACUCAUCCUCACGUUUUAGACCCCAGCAAUAAAGUUCCAGUGCAAUUAACUCUUCCGGCGCAGCCUGGUGUCCCAGGAUCGCAACCACGUUCUUUCACUAUUCAAAUUCCAGCAUCUGCUCUAAAUGGUAACAAGCUUCAUCAGGUAUUGACUGGGCCCAUAAUCAAUGCAACAAUUAGUUUACCUCAGCCGCUAGCUGCAACUCUUCUUCAGCAGCAUAUUAAUUCUGCACUAGCAGCGCAACAAAAUGAGUUUGAUGGUGGAGGGGGUGGCAGGAGCGGUGCGGCCCCAUUUUCUCUAGAUGGUGCACUGGAUUCUUCAGACGAUGAAGGCUCAAAUGGAGGUGAGGGCUCAGAUGAUGCAGCAGGGGAUGAUGAUGAUGAUGAGGAAUCAGGAGAAGAGCCAGCAGAGGAGGAGGAGGAGGAGCGGGAUGAGGAUGGUGGUGCUGAAGAGGAGCCCCUCAACUCAGGCGAUGAUGUGUCUGAUGAAGAGCCUGGCGACAUGUUUGAUACAGAUAAUGUUGUUGUAUGUCAGUAUGACAAAAUUACUCGCAGUCGCAACAAGUGGAAGUUUUACUUAAAAGAUGGGAUAAUGAAUUUAGCUGGUAAAGAUUAUGUCUUUCAAAAAGCCAAUGGAGACGCAGAGUGGUGAAAUGUUCUCUUACCAAAAAUACAAGUUGUGUGUAUUUUAAUGUGUAAGGUGUCUCAUGACUAGAAUAAUUCUUACCAAAUGAAAAUGUUUAAUGGCAAGUGGUGAUCUAUAGUAUAUAAAAUUAUGUCUGAGGUUAAUAGUGGGCAUUUUGGCUUUUAUCAGGGAUGGUUGGCCAGGUUACUCAUUUAUUACCUAUUUAGAUCAUUAUAAUAAAUUAAUAAUUUCUGCCUAAAGUUAUUUGCCAAGAGGAAAUAUUUUAAAUACCUAAUUUUCAAUAUUUAGUUACAAUGUUAUUGUUUUAUGAUUCACUCACAACAAUCAUUUGGUAUUUAUUUUAAUUUUAAAGAAAGCGUUAUGAUAGAAUUUUAUUUGCUAAAAUGCAAAAAGUCCAGAAAUUAAUAAUUUGAGAUUUCUAAUUCAGGGUAUUGGUUGAAGAAUAAUUUAGUGAGAAUAUCUUAACACACAGGAUAUUUAAUUACAAUAAUUAUAUUUUGCUAUACUAUUAGCUUCACUAAUUAACAACAUUCACCCUUUACAACAUACAAAACCAUAUAUGGCGGAUAUGAUAUUCAACUCUUCUUCUUCCCCGUGUUGGCCCCGCAUUUUGCCACGGCUCAUGGGAGCCUGGGGUCUGCUUGGCAACUAAUCCCAAGAAUUGGCGUAGGCACUAGUUUUUACGAAAGCGACUGCCAUCUGACCUUCUU
Molecule: messenger RNA, 2068 nt
Organism: Cydia splendana
Lineage: Eukaryota; Metazoa; Arthropoda; Insecta; Lepidoptera; Tortricidae
Gene: TfIIA-L
Product: transcription initiation factor IIA subunit 1
Exons: 1
Coding region: 336-1364 (342 amino acids)
Biological process (GO): transcription initiation at RNA polymerase II promoter; transcription by RNA polymerase II
Cellular component (GO): transcription factor TFIIA complex
Source: RefSeq, a predicted model, not a curated record